This is a messenger RNA of Cuscuta campestris, 1816 nucleotides long. Lineage: Eukaryota; Viridiplantae; Streptophyta; Magnoliopsida; Solanales; Convolvulaceae. The record is from the annotation of a GenBank genome assembly.
GUAAAAAUUAGAAUUAUGUACAGUAUCUCAAUAAAAGAUGAAAUUAUUUUAAAAACUUCAUCUUCUUUCUUCAUUUUCUCACGAAAAAUUUUAGAAUCACAAAUAUAUAGUUCACAAAGUUAACAAACUUGUCUUUUGUGACUCCAGCAUUACCCUUGUAUCACUUUAUUCAAGGUCAGGGAUCAAUAAACAAAUCAAUGUGUUGCUUCAACUUUGCGGCGCCCUUUGACACGCGGUUGCAGAGGAAUGCUUGCUUCCAGGUUUCUCCUCAGAGCCAAUCUUGCUUUGCUAGUGGGCAAGACUUGCGUACGAUCAAGGCACCUACCAUUUUUACUGGGAUGCUCUUAUCACUCUGGUUUCAAGUAUAAUUCUGAGAUGGACUUGAAAGAAAAUUUGCUGGCUUCUAAGGUGCAGGAGAAGCAGAAAGUAGUAACUCAAGUAUGGAGACCAGUCUCGACUCUGUCAACUUCUUGUGAGGGUGAAGGUUCUGACUUCUUCAUAUGUUGGCCUCUGAGAGCUGACUUCAUAUGCAUAUAUGGAGGACAUCAUACCUUCUUUUCCCAUCUCUCAGGAGAUACACCACCUGUUGAUGAGAAACAAAUGUCAGUUGCUGAGAAGCAUUCAAUUUCAAUACAGACAGGGGCUGCUUUGAUGCGUUUCAUUAAAGGGAAAGGGGGAGUCACACAGAAAAAAAUUGAGGAGGAUCUUGGUGUUCAAAUUUCUUUUUCUUCAUCCCAAAAGGAAGAUUCUCUUACAAUUGAAGGAAAUUCCCCUGAAAGUGUUGCCGAAGCCUCAGAAAGAAUCAAGAUAAUAAUUGAUGAGGCACUUAAUAGCACAGCUCUGGACUACUCCCACUUUGUGUCACUUCCCUUGUCCAUACAUGCUGAUCUGGUAAAUAAGCUCAUUAACUUUCAAAGCUCAAUUCUUGGAGCAACAGAAGUUAAUGAAGAAGGGAAUUCAGAAAGCAAUUCAAAUGGAGACACUUCAAGUGAGGAAGAGGGUAUGAAUAUUAGUAAAACUCCAAAGGUUGUGGCAGAACCCAAGACUGAAAAUGAUGGAGAGCAUGCUAAAGUUGAUGUGCCUAAGAUAUCACUUGUGAGUUAUGCGCCUAAAGUGUCAUCAAAACUGUCAGGGAUUCAAAAAUCCACUUUCGUUAAUCCAAGAAUGCUACACCUUACUGUACUCAUGCUGAAAUUAUGGAAUAAGGCCAGAGUUGAAAAGGCUGUUGAGGUUUUGAAGAACGUUUCAUCAAAAGUAAUUGAUGCCUUGGAGAACCGACCUAUCUCUGUACGACUUAAGGGGUUGAAGUGCAUGAAAGGAUCAUUCGCCCGUGCUCGAGUUCUAUACGCACCUGUAGAAGAAAUCGGCGAUGAAGGGCGGCUUUCACGUGCUUGUCCUUUCUCAGAAGUAAUCAUUGAUGCAUUCCUUGAAGCUGGCCUUGUUCUUGAAAAGGAUGCUCAACAAAAGUUGAAGUUGCAUGUCACUGUAAUGAACGCAAGACACACGACGAGAGGGAAGAAAUGGCGUAAAGGGAUUCUCCCAUUCGAUGGAACAGCCAUAUAUGAACGCUAUGGAUCUGAAGAAUGGGGAGAUUAUCUUAUUGGUGAAGCCCAUCUCUCACAGAGGUUUGUGUAUGAUGAAAAUGGGUACUACCAUUGCUGUGCUUCCAUUCCAUUUCCCGAAGGCUCUUAGGAAUCUGCUCUUAGGAAUCUGGGUUUGCAUGGUUUCUAAGGUUAUGAUCAUCCAAUCUCAUUGAACAUCUUGUUAGAUUCAUUGGCAUUACAAAAUGUUGGUUUCAAUGCAUUCUUGAUUAUCU